GGAAUACGGGUGGGAGGAGAAAAAAAAACAAAAACGUAGGCGCUCCUGACGCUGUGACUUGUACAGACAUACUGAGGCAUAGCAGUUGAUCCGGUUCGGUUUGAACGAUCCUGCUCAUGAUACUGUAUUAAUGACCUUGUGCACGCUGUGGUGAGGAGACUGUUGUGCUGGAGGAAAUCUCUCCCCCCAGUCGAGAUAAGGCUGUAGCAGACAAUGGCUCCAUCAGUGCGCUUGCAGGAAAUGAUCCGGGCAAUCCGAAGCGCCCGGACUCAAGCGGAGGAGCGGGCGGUUAUCCAGAGAGAGUGCGCUGCCAUCCGAGCACAGUUUCGUCAAACUGACACCGAAGGCCGUUUUCACAAUCUAGCCAAACUCUUAUACGUGCACAUGUUGGGCUAUCCUGCACAUUUUGGCCAGAUGGAGUGUGUACACAUGAUAGCCAGCUCUCGGUACAGCGAGAAACGGAUCGGAUACCUGGGCGCCAUGAUGCUCCUGGAUGAGAAGCAAGAUGCCAGCCUGCUUAUCACCAACUCCAUCAAGAACGACCUUUCGCACGGCAGUCAGCACGUGCAGUCUCUGGCUCUGUGCACUCUGGCCUGUAUGGGUUCUGCCGAGAUGUGUCGAGACCUGGCCCCGGAAAUCGAGCGUCUCCUCAGGGCCUCCAGCUCCUACAUCAGGAAGAAGGCAGCUCUGUGUGCGGUCCACAUCGUGCGGAAAGUUCCCGACAUCGGAGAGAUGUUCACACCUGUUGCAGGCUCUCUGCUCUCGGAGAGGAACCACGGAGUUCUACACGGUGCCAUAGUCCUGAUCACGGAGCUGUGUGAUCGCAACCCUGACACUCUGGAGCAGUUCCGCAAGUCUGUUCCACAGCUGAUUCAAAUAAUGAAGGAUCUUAUAACAUCCGGUUAUUCUCCUGAACACAACAUAGCUGGCAUCAGUGACCCUUUCUUGCAGAUUCGUAUUCUCAGAUUGCUCAGGAUUUUAGGGCGCAAUAACGACGCAGCCAGCGACCUUAUGAACGACCUCCUAGCACAGGUGGCCACCAACACCGACAGCAGUAAAACCGCAGGCAGCGCCGUGCUGUACGAAACAGUGCUCACUGUCAUGGACAUCAAAUCAGAAAGCGGUCUCCGGGUUCUGGCUGUGAAUAUUCUCGGACGGUUUCUUUUAAAUAACGACAGGAAUAUCCGCUAUAUAUCCAUGACGUCGCUCCAGAAGAUCGUCCAGACCGACCACAAUGCAGUACAACGACACAGAGGUACUAUUGUGGACUGCCUGAAGGACCAGGAUGCUUCAGUUAAACGUCGUGCUUUAGUGCUUUCACUGGCUUUAGUAACCGCGGCGAACAUCCGCUCCAUGAUGAAAGAGCUCCUGGCUUUUCUGUCCACCUGUCCGCCAGAGCUACGUGCAAACACGGCGUCCGGUAUAUUCAACACAGCUGACCGGUAUGCACCAUCUCAACGCUGGCACAUCGACACCAUCCUGCAUGUCCUCAUCACGGCAGGGAGUGAUGUGAGAGAUGAGACCGUGCCUAACCUAGUUCAGCUCAUCGCUACAGCAUCCAAGCUUCACUGCUACACAGUUCAUAAACUAUACAGAGCACUAAUCACUGAUAUUUCACAGCAAUCUCUGGUUCAAGUAGCCUGCUGGUGUAUAGGGGAGUACGGUGACUUGCUGCUGAAAGGAGACUGCGAUGACAUAGAACCUAUGCAGGUAACGGAGGAUGAUGUCCUCGACGCCUUGGAAACGGUCUUGCAGUCGCACAUGUCCUCUUCCGCAACCAGGGGAUUUGCCCUAACUGCCAUCAUGAAGCUGAGCACCCGCAUAACAGCCAACGUGGACCGGAUCAGGAGUAUAGUUAGUAUCUACGGCAGCUGCAUUGAUCUGGAGCUUCAGCAGAGAGCAGUGGAAUACAACGCCCUCUUCAAAAAAUAUGACCACAUAAGGGCUGCUGUGUUGGAAAGGAUGCCUGUAGCCGAUAAGAACUUGACCGGUUCGGCCAACAGAGACGCAAUCAAAGAGUCCACUAAAGACCAGAAGCCACUCGCUGCGGUGUCGGUGUUGCCCCCAGAACCGGCGAAUCAGGUGUGUGACCUUUUGGACUUGCUGGGUGACACUGAUGCACCUCUCCAGGAAAGCAACGUCAACGUCAACACGACGCACAACUCCACUAGUUCGAGUUCGAGUUCAAGCGGGAACCUGCUAGAUUUGCUAGAAGGUCUACAGGCCACUUCUGCUCCUAGUGUCACUAUGUAUGAUAAAGGAGGAGUGAGCCUCAAACUUCAGUGUGACAAACAGACAGAAAACGGCAUCACGGUCACUUUCACGGCUUUUAACUCCACGCUGAGUGACGUCACCAACUUUACCCUCCAAGCAGCGGUACCUAAGAGUGUACAGCUUCAAAUGAAAGCUCCAAGUGGAGAAGUGAUUCCAGCACAAAACUGUGGUACAAUCACUCAGACUGUUUUACUCAACAGUACCAGCAAGGCGAACCUAAAGAUGCGAGUACGGGUGUCUUACUCCAUCCAGGGCACGGUCUGUCAGGAAACAAUACAGAUCGACUCCUUUCCAAGCCCUGCUUCGAACUGACUGUGGCAUUUGCCCUGGGUCUGAUACGCUAUCAGAUCUUAAAGGGAAUGUCAUUGUUAUUGACGUACCAAGAACGCCACUGUAUCUCUGAUGGAUAUCUGUUGUAUGUUCUUAUUCCCUGGCAAGUGCAGUCGCAGAUUUUAUUCAGGCUCCGUCUCAAAAUCCACCAAUAACCAGUGGAUAAAAUCAAUGUACAUUUAGUAAACAAAUGUUUGUGGGGUUUUUUUGUUCCUUUUUUAAAGAUUAAAAAUAAUAUAAUAACAAUAAUAAUAAUAAUAAAAGCUGUUCAUAUGAAAACGAAUGGCUAGAUGGAAAUCCGAGCCAGUGUUUAGUUUAACGUUUUACGGUUGUUCUUGGGUGAUCAUUUUGGCUAAUAAACCUCCCGAUUCUCUUCUACCCUAAGAUGAAAAUGUAAUCGCUUAAAAAUGUAAAUUAUUUUCACCAACACAGUCACUACCAACGGUUCAUUCGCAUUGGAAUCUAUGAAAACUCUAGUGAUUAUUUUAUUUUAUUUUUUUAUUUUUUUUAAACACUGUAAUUAGUUUCUUCGUAACACGUAUAUACAUACAAUUAAACUCCGACCUAUACCGGUAACAGCUAGCUAAGGGAUGGGUCUCUGGGUGUGUAAACAUCUUGACUGAAUCCAGAUCCUGAAUCCAGAUCUACAUGUUCAGGUUAUUGGUCCAUGUACAUUGAAUUCAUUCAUUUCAUUUUAAAAAUAAAGAAAAAACUUUCCUGUC
This is a messenger RNA of Tachysurus vachellii, 3326 nucleotides long. It is a transcript of the gene ap1g2, whose product is annotated as adaptor related protein complex 1 subunit gamma 2. Gene Ontology annotation, molecular function: clathrin-cargo adaptor activity. The transcript is spliced from 22 exons. Lineage: Eukaryota; Metazoa; Chordata; Actinopteri; Siluriformes; Bagridae. Gene Ontology annotation, biological process: intracellular protein transport; Golgi to vacuole transport; receptor-mediated endocytosis. Bases 214 to 2586 code for a protein of 790 amino acids. The record is from RefSeq and is a predicted model, not a curated record. Gene Ontology annotation, cellular component: Golgi apparatus; AP-1 adaptor complex; membrane coat.